Pestalotiopsis fici W106-1 is the source of this 3102-nucleotide messenger RNA. RefSeq lists its product as uncharacterized. Bases 1 to 3102 code for a protein of 1033 amino acids. The transcript is spliced from 6 exons. NCBI's taxonomy places the organism in Eukaryota, Fungi, Ascomycota, Sordariomycetes, Amphisphaeriales, Sporocadaceae. The record is from RefSeq and is a predicted model, not a curated record. Gene Ontology annotation, molecular function: RNA binding; protein binding.
AUGGCUUCAUCCGGCCAGCAGGGUUCAGCUCCGCGCCGUCCUGCUGUCGGACGUGUCGCCAGCAUGGACUUGGACGGUGCUUCCGAUCGCCAGCGCGGACCUGGCUCUUCCCAGGGUAGUGUCUCUGGUGCCCAGGCUGGCGGUUCUCAGCGCGGUAGUGCCCCUACUAGUCCUGCUCGCUCCCGAGCUGGUAGUGCCUCUACUUCGGAUGCAGGCCCUGGACCUUUUCACAAAGGCUCUGGAGUCGACCCUGCAUUCGAUCCCAACGAUCCCAGAUCCUCUCGCGUGCAGAUGAGCGACACUGAGCUCAUUGGAAAGCGCGUUGACUUGCCUGCUGAGGCUUUCUCGUCUUCCACCGUUGCCCACCCCUUCGUCAAGCGACCGGCUUUCAACACCAGUUCCAAGCCUAUCUCGGUCCAGCUCAAUCUCUUUUCUGUUACCAACCUUCCCGCUGGAGACAUCUACCAGUACGAUGUCGUUGUCAGCCCCAAUCCCAAGGACAGCAAGGCCUUGGUGAAGAAGGUCUGGAACUCUCAGGCUGUUCAGCAAUGGGUCAAGAGCACUGGCAGCAAGUGGCUCUACGAUGGUCACAAGCUGGCCUGGAGCACAAAGACCCUCUCUCGCGGCGAGCACCGCAUCACUGUAGAUCUGGACAAGGAGGCCGGCAAGCCUCCCGGUGGCAACAAUACUGUCUACUAUUUCCAGAUCAAGGCCACAACGACUAUUCGCAUGCAGAUGCUCACUGCAUACCUUCAGCAGAAGGCUCAGUGGGACACGCAUGUUCUUGAGUGCAUGAACUUUCUGGACCAUGUCAUGCGUCAAUGGCCGAGUGAGCGCAUGGAACUCAUCAAGAGAAAUUUUUAUCCUCGUGAUGGACAGGAAUUUCGCCUGGACGACAUGAUUGUCGUCCGCAAGGGAACCUACUCGGCCUUCAGACUUGGCCAAUCUGAGCUCGGAAGCCCCUCGGUUGGCUUGAGCCUGAAUGUCGACGUUGCCAAUACGGCCUUCUGGCUGGGUGGUCAGACUUUUGCCAAGCUAGCCCAGUAUGUUUGCGCGCCUCCGGCUACUCGCCGCCUCGAUUCUACAAUGCCCAUGGGCAAGCUAGCCGACCUGCUUCGCCCGAAGAAGGUCCAAGACAAACUUGGCAACACACGCUUCAUUCAGUCAGACGACUUCAAGAAACUCCGCCGUCUCCUCCGCUUGUCAUUCCACGUAACUCACGUUGGCAAGGAGCACAACCCCCGCGUCUACAAGGUCGCUCGCAUCAUCUUUGAUGAGAAGUAUGGAAAGAAUGGCGCAGACUCUUUUGCAGUCACCUUCGUCAAGAAGGACAAGAAGACUGGCAAAGAGGAGAAGCCUAUCAGCAUCUAUGAUCAUUGGUUGAACAAGUAUGGACGCCUCGGCUAUCCUGAUCUUCCCAUGGUCGAGACCAGCCGCAACGGAAUUUUCCCAAUGGAGGUGUGCAAGCUGGUGCCUUUCCAGCGCUACGCAUACAAGCUCGAUCCAGAUCAGACAGCCCAGAUGAUCAAGAUCGCCGUCAGCCGGCCCAAGUCUCGCAGAGAUGACAUAAUGAAUGGCGUUGAGCAUCUUCAGUGGGACAAGGACCCUUACUUCCGCGAGUACGGUGUCAGGGUCCAGAAGUCCAUGGUCAUUUCGAAGGCCCGUCUCAUCCAAAACCCCGAUGUUCUUUUCGGUGGCGGAGUCAAGAUUGACCCCAAGGUCAGUGGCCGCUGGGAUUUGCGUGGAAAGAAGUUCAUUGAGCCAAAUCCAACUCCCCUGGUCUCCUGGGGCUUCAUUGGUUGCGGUAUGAAUGACGGACACGCUGUCGAGAAGGAUGCACUGAAGGCAUUCGCACAGACCUUUGUGCGAAUCUACAAGGGCCAUGGUGGCAGGAUCCAGAAGGACCCAUAUGUCCAGGUGUACCCUUACAACGUACCGUACAAUGAGAUGUGCGACCGAGGCUUCAGAGAGACAGGCAUGAACGCCAAGGCUCAGCCCCAGAUUCUCUUCUUCGUUGUGAGCACUCGCAACUCGCUCGUAUACGAACGCCUGAAGAAGAACAUGGAUUGCCGCGUCACUCUUGUCAGUCAGGUCUUGCUGGCUGACCAUGUUCGCAAGAACAAUGCACAGUAUUGCAGCAAUGUCGCCAUGAAGGUCAACGCAAAGUUAGGUGGUGCAACCUGCCAAUCUGUGCCCGCUGGCGCAAAGGCCGGCUUUUCAUUCUUUGCCGCACCAACCAUGAUCCUGGGCAUGGACGUAUCGCACGCUUCACCAGGUUCCAACAUGCCUUCUAAGGCUGCAAUGACCAUGUCGAUUGAUAAGACUGCCACGAAGUACUGCUCCACUGUUCAGACGAAUGGCUACCGUGUCGAGGUUGUUCAACCUCAAACUAUGCACUUCCUGUUCUCAAGAAUGAUGAAUCACUGGAAGGCCAAGAUUGGAUGCUCUCCCCAGCAUGUCUACUACUUCCGCGACGGUGUUGCUGAAGGACAAUUCAACCAUGUCAUUGACAUCGAGAUCAAUGAGCUGAAGCGCAUGUUCCGAGAGGCCAAGUUUGAGGUUCCUCGCUUCACAGUAAUUGUUGCAACAAAGCGUCAUCACAUCCGCUUCUUUCCCAAGCCCGGUGACCAGAGUGCUGGCGACAGGAAUGACAACCCACUGCCUGGCACACUGGUUGAGAGGGAUGCCACUCAUCCCUUCCAUUUUGACUUCUAUCUCUCCUCCCACGUCGCCAUUCAGGGCACCGCCCGACCUGUGCACUACAGUGUCAUUCUUGACGAGGCCAACAUCCCAGUCGACAAGCUGCAGCAAAUGAUAUAUCAUCAAUGCUACCAAUACAUUCGGUCUACGACCCCAGUCUCUCUACACCCGGCCGUGUACUACUCUCACCUGGCUUCUCUUCGUGCUCAGGCACACGAAGAUAUCGCCGCCGAGCUCAAAGAGGUGCCGACUGGCAAGGCUGGAUUCCCUCUCCGUAGGCCUGAGUCAGCCUAUUCUGGCGGCAAACCUCCUACAGAGGCUCCUCGACUUACUCCCAUGGGAUUGCCGGGCGGAAACCUCGAAAUGAUCAAGGCGAUCAACACUACCAUGUGGUUCAUCUAG